Linum tenue is the source of this 1071-nucleotide messenger RNA. The record is from the annotation of a GenBank genome assembly. Lineage: Eukaryota; Viridiplantae; Streptophyta; Magnoliopsida; Malpighiales; Linaceae.
UUCACCCUUGAUCUUUGUGUAUCUGAGGCCAUGUGAGUGGGAGGAUUCAUGUACCAUUCAGUUGCUGGGGUAUCCCACUUGAGGAGACUGGAGGUGGCUCAAUAAAGUAGCGCGGGAACCAAGGUAUUUUAUCGGGUAUGGCAAUCCCUCGCUGAGAAGAACCCUAAUCGCUACGUAGUCGAGUAUGACCAGCUCUACGAGGACGAAUCUGGGGAGAAGCUGUUGCAAGAAACCCUCGAUUGGAUGCAAUUGCGUCCGCCGCCGCCUCCCGAGAAGCAGAAGAAGGUCCAGUUCAAGUUCGGCGACGAAGUCGAGGCCUUCCACAGCGACGGCUGGUGGGAAGGGGCUAUUACUGCGGAGCACUCCGGCGGGAAAUUCGCGGUGUUCUUGAGAGGCUCAAAGGAGCAGAUUGUGUUUGAAGAGAAAGAUUUGAGGUUGCCUGUUCAGUGGGUUAAAGGGAAGUGGGAGCCGAGAUUUGAACAGGUUCAGCGGGAGAAAGAGAUGGCAUUUGUUCUUGUUCACAAUGUCUCAACCUCGUUGAAUCGCUUCAUAAACAUGCAGAGGUCGCUAGAGAAAACUGGAACUAGGCCAAGCAAAGUAGCAAAACGUGAGAGUUCGUCUGAGCCAAAGGCAGACUCAAAUUGUCCCAAGGAAGUGAUGAAGUUCACUCAAGGAAUGCAAGUCGAGGUGACAACUGACGACGACGGUUUCAAAGGUGCUUGGUUUGCUGCAACAAUUAUUGAACCUUCAGGUGAAGACGAGUACCUUAUUGAGUACAAAACCCUGACGAAUGAUGAUGAUACUGAGUUUCUCAGAGAAGACAUUCGUGCUUGCAACAUAAGGCCUUGUCCGCUGGAGAUCACUGUUGUGGAUGGAUUCGAGGUGAUGGAUGAAGUAGAUGCUUACUACAACGAGGGCUGGUGGGUUGGCGUGAUUUCAAAGGUUUUGAUCAACUGCAAUUAUGUGGUUUACUUUAAAGAGUACGACGAGAAGAUAACGUUCAAGCAGGUUGAUUUGAGGCCACAUCAGGACUGGUUAAACGGCAAAUGGGUUGUUCCUUCAGAGGUCUGA